AUAUUUUUAUAGAACGCACCGAUGAAAAAGUCUUUUUCAUAUUUACUCACUUGUCCAUUUCCAUGUCAUUUUUUUCUCUUGGACAGCCAAUCUUCAUAGGUAGGCUUUUUGUAAUGAGAUCAAUCUUACAUUUAUCAAUGAAUUGUGUUCAUGUUUGAUCGCAGGCUGAAUGGGAUGGUAUUAAAAAUUUGUGAAAAUAAUUGGAACGAAAAAUUACAAUAAAUUCAUAGUGAACUUAAAGGUGAACAUCUACACUAAGUUUUGAUGAAUAUCAACUCCUUGGAAAAUAUUAAUAUAAAUAUUAAUGAAUUGAGAGGAAAUUCUGUUAUUAUACAACAACCACAUUCUUUCAACUUUUUACGUUUUGAUAAAAACCAAUUUUGCAAAAUAAUGAGAUAAUAUCUCUCACUUCGAAUUUUUCCGCUUGGGAGUUAAAUUGUUGGUCAAAUUUUUGGUCAAAUGUCUGUUAUAUUCAAAUAUUGAGCCAAAAGUGGACUUAGAUAAUUAAGUUAUAAUCCCUAAUGAACAUUUUGAGGUCAAAAUCUGAUCUGUCCUUGUGUACAUGAACAAAAUAUCCAAUGCACAAAAAUAAUUUCAAUAUUAUUUUGAAAAACACUAUCUUUUUAUUUCCAGAGAAACAAAAUGAAGAAGAGGUAUAUUGAAGUGGCUCUUGUGAAGUCUAUACGAGUUCUGAGAAUCUACCUCAGGUGUGCUUGUAUGAUGAGCUUUAGCAGGCGCGCGCGCUGUCAUAUAGAUACCUAUGUCUAUGUAAUAUAUAUAUACAGUCGAAACUCCGCGAACGUAUUACAGUUGAUGAUUUCGAGAAUAAAAGAACUCUUUUAUUACAAGAUCCGAAUCAGAACACCAAAUUGAAUUUUCUCGUUGAACAAUUUUUCGUUCAGGCAUACCUUUCAUUGCGAAAAACUGUAUUUUUUUUUUUUGGAUAAAACGCGAUUUUGAAAAUGUGCGACAUACAGGGUGUAGACAUGGGGGAGUCCACGUAUUAUUUACCGAAGGGUGAUGACAGGCUCAGGACCCCACAACAAACUUGGAUCACCAGGCUACAAAUAUGGAAAAAAUCAAGGAACGACAGGCAUCAACUUCUCACAAAAUCUACACAACCAACCAUAUCAGCAUCCACAACAGCAACAAAUCUCUCAGAUUAUCAGUCCAGCACCACCUUAUUCAGAAGCAAAAUGGCAACUUUACAAGAAAAUUUAAGAGUGUCACAGCCAGAGAUUGAACCCUUGAACACCAAAGAAAAAGACCCAGAAGUAGCCUCAACAUAUCCUCAGCAAUCUUCAUGGGAAAGUUUCAGCACCAUCCAAAAGAUCAAAGCUACACGCAAACAGCUUGUUACUGCACUUAUUGUGUCGUGGGUGUCUAUGUUGGUUGGAUAUACAUCAGGAUAUACAUCACCUGCUGAUAAAUCACUAAGAAGCCACUUUGGAAUUGGGGACAAUGAGAUGUCCUGGAUUGGAGGGCUCAUGCCACUUGGAGCCGUGGUAGGAGGAUUGUUAGGUGGUCCUUCAAUAGAUUUCUUCGGAAGAAAAUGGACACUCCUGAUGACUGAUGCGUUCCUGAUGCUAGCUUGGACGAUGAACUACUUCGCACAAGACUACUACUACCUCUAUGUCAGCCGUUCUCUUGUUGGUGUAGGAGUGGGUUUUGCCUCCCUCACUUUCCCUGUAUAUUUGGGAGAAACAAUCCAACCUGAGGUCAGAGGUACCCUUGGUCUUCUACCCACAACCCUAGGUAACAUCGGCAUUCUGGUGUGUUUCACAGUAGGGAUGCUCAUAGAUUGGAAAGACUUAGCAGGAAUAGCAGUACUGAUGACCCUGCCAUUCCUGCUGAUCUUCAUAUGGAUCAUCCCAGAAACACCUAGGUGGUACGUGUCCAAAGACAAACUUGAAGACUGCAAGAAGAGUUUGGAAUGGUUGAGGGGGAGUAAACAAGACAUAACCAAAGAAUUCGAUGAACUGGUGCGAAACCAGAAGGAGCAAGUACUGAAAAACGAAACUAUAAGCGACGUUUUCACCAGAUCGAAUCUCAAACCUCUCACCAUCUGUCUCACUCUGAUGAUCUUCCAACAGUUCAGCGGUAUCAAUGCAGUGAUAUUCUACACAACAUCUAUCUUCAGUGACUCGAAAUCUACUUUAGCCCCUGAGAUAUGCACGAUUAUAGUUGGGGCAGUGAAUGUGUUUUCAGUUUUCAUAGCAAACGCUUUGAUCGACAGACUUGGUAGAAAAAUUUUGCUCUAUAUUUCGAGUGUUUCCAUGGCUGUAUGUUUAGGAACACUAGGUUCCUACUACUAUUCCAAAGAUGUUAUCAAAAUGGAUGUUUCGGAAUAUGGGUUCGUUCCUUUGGUCUGCUUGCUCGUCUUUGCUCUUGGAUUCUCACUUGGUUUUGGACCAAUUCCUUGGCUAAUGAUGGGCGAAAUACUACCAGCCAAGAUCAGAGGACCAGCUGCUUCAGUUGUCACUGCGUUCAACUGGGCUUCCACAUUUGUAGUAACCAAAACAUUCCCAAUAAUGAACAAAAGUUUAGGAUCAUGCUACACAUUUUGGUUUUAUGGAGUAAUGGUUGUUUUGGGACUUAUUUUCACUGUGAUAUGUGUACCGGAAACGAGAGGGAAGAGUCUUGAGGACAUUGAAAGACUGAUGUCAGAUCAGAAAGUAAGAAAAAUGGGCUCAGCAGCCAACAUGAAACCUCUUCCUUCGACUUUCUGAUUAUUUGUUAAGUUUUAUCUGUGAAUAUAUCUAUUUUAUAAACAAAUAGUGGAAUUAGAUAGUUAUAACAUUUUUAUAUAUAAAACUCGAAUGAUGCUUCGUUGAGCAUGGAUAUUCGUUUACUCCUUUAUAUAUUUAGAUAAAUAAUUUAUUAAGACGUAGAACGUUUAUUUUUAUAAAAUAAAUUAUUUCAAUACAUAA
Messenger RNA from Harmonia axyridis, 2930 nucleotides. Its product is annotated as facilitated trehalose transporter Tret1-2 homolog. Gene Ontology annotation, molecular function: sugar transmembrane transporter activity. The coding region runs from base 963 to 2729 and encodes 588 amino acids. The transcript is spliced from 4 exons. Gene Ontology annotation, cellular component: membrane. Gene Ontology annotation, biological process: carbohydrate transport; transmembrane transport. The record is from RefSeq and is a predicted model, not a curated record. Lineage: Eukaryota; Metazoa; Arthropoda; Insecta; Coleoptera; Coccinellidae.